Messenger RNA from Penicillium daleae, 3096 nucleotides. Its product is annotated as NRPS-like protein biosynthetic cluster. The record is from RefSeq and is a predicted model, not a curated record. The transcript is spliced from 4 exons. NCBI's taxonomy places the organism in Eukaryota, Fungi, Ascomycota, Eurotiomycetes, Eurotiales, Aspergillaceae. The coding region runs from base 1 to 3096 and encodes 1031 amino acids.
AUGGGUUCGAUCAGCGAAAACUCUACCGUAUUGCGUUUGCUAGACUGCUUACAUGCACGGGAUCCCGCCGCACUAUACUGCCUUCACCCAGCCUCCUCUGAAGUCUCCGACGGAUGGGUAGAAAUCACCAUCGCUGACGUGGUUGGCGCCACAAACCGCCUUGCUCUUUGGCUCCACGAAAAUGUGGCUUCGGCCGAUGAGCCGCAGGCUCUGGCAUAUAUGGGCGCAAAUGACAUUCGCUAUUGUGCGUUUGUCUUUGCGUGCAUGAGGCUUCGCCAUACGGCUGUUCUUGUCUCAUCAAGAAAUUCAGAACAAGCGUCCAGUCAUGUCAUCAAUGCCGUGAACUGCUCCAAGUUUGUUUACACGCCCGAACGGAGUCGGCAGGUUGACGAGAUAAAAGCGGCCAACCCAUCAUUGCAAGCAUGGCUCAUGCCAGAUCUUUGGGACAUACUCGACCGCCAAUCCACCGUUCCAGUGCCUAUCAUCAAGGAGCCUGCAGAAGACCCAGAAGACAGGGUGGCGGUUUACAUCCAUAGCUCUGGGACUACCGGCAUGCCAAAACCUGUCCCAAUGACAAAUGGCUAUUUUAUCGCCCUGCAGCAGAUUUUCGAGCUGCCAGCUCCAGAAAAUCGAGUUGGGAGCAACAUUGGCGCUGCGGGAAGAGGCAAACGCGUUCUCUCUGUCAGCCCGUUUUUCCACCUCAUGGGAAUUCUGAAUAUGAUGGUACCAAUUUUAGCGGCGACGCCCUUUGUGUUAACCCACGAAAAGCCGCUAACGGUUGAUCUUCUUGCCGAAGUCGUCAAGCAUGGACAACCCAAGACGGCUAAUUUAGCACCGUCCAUGCUUGAGGAGCUCAGUACAUCUGAGCUGGGCAUGGAAUGCUUGAAGACAUUUGACAUGCUUACCUUUGGCGGUGCCCCCAUGGCCCGCGAAGCUGGUGAUCGCAUUGCCAAGGUCGUCCAUCUCCAGUCGGUGCUUGGGUCUAGCGAAUGUGCUAUUUUUGGAGCCCUGAAGUAUCAAGAGAAAGACGAGUGGCCGUAUCUUGAAUUCAAUCCCUUUGCCGGGUAUGAGAUGCGCGACGUAGGAGAUGGAUACCACGAGCUUGUAGUGGUCCGCGGCGAAAAGGGUCGCAGCCUGCAUGCCGUGUUUCAUACCUAUCCGGACAGAGCAGAAUAUGAGACUGGGGAUCUAUUUACUCCUCAUACAGAAAAGGAAGGCCUCUGGCUCUAUGCCGGUCGGAGAGACGAUGUGAUUGUUUUGAGCAACGGUGAAAAGUUCAACCCAAUCAAUAUGGAGGAGAUUAUAUCUGGGCAUCCUCUUGUUGCUCGAACAGUCGUUGUCGGUCAAGGCCGCUUCCAAUCUGGUGUUCUGGUUGAACCCGAUUGGGAUUCAUGGAAUGGCGAGCCAAGUGCCUUGAUUGAUGAUAUCUGGCCGUUUGUGAAGAAAGCGAACGAAGCGGCUCCUGGGCACGCUCAGAUAAUGAAGGAUCGUGUCGGGGUCACCUCUCAAUCUAAGCCGUUUCAAUUGACGGCUAAAGGCACCAUCAAGCGACGAAUGAUUGUCAAUGAUUAUGCGGAUGAAAUUGAUGCACUGUACGCCGAGGCCGACCAGCUUGAUGUGGCCCAGAUCCCCAAGGAUGCCACUCGGCCAGACAUUUCUAGCUAUGUCGCAUCGGCGCUGUGUGAUAUUCUAGAAACUAAAGCCUUUGAUGAGAAUGCAGACAUCUUUGCAUCCGGUCUCGAUUCGCUCCAGACCCUGCGCUUGGGUCAAAUCUUGCAAGCUUCUUUGAAAUCUGCUCGUCCUGGCCUUGGGGCAGCAUUUGGCAGCGCGCAGCUAUAUUCUCUGCCGACUAUUGCUCAGCUGGCUGAAUAUAUCUACGGUAUCCUUCAAGGACAGGAUACAGCACCUGCUACCACGGUAGUUGAAAGUGACAACGAUCGAGAGACACGAAUUGCCGAUCUGGUUGGAAAAUACUCCGAGGGAUUCGGUCAAAAUCAUGCCGUUAUUCUCACUGGCUCAACCGGAUCUUUGGGCUCCUACUUGCUAUCCGAGCUGCUUCGCGACUUCAGUGUCACCAAAAUCUACUGUCUCAACCGGUCCGCAGAUGCUGCCCUGAGACAGCUUCAGAGUCUCCGUGAAAAGGGACUCACCACCCUCAGUCAAUUCCCGCGCCGUGUGGAAUUCCUCCAGGCUCAGUUUGGUGCUGAAAAGCUGGGGCUGGAUGACGCCAAGUAUGACGAGAUGUUACAGGAAGUUGACACAACCAUUCACAACGCGUGGAAAGUGAACUUCAACCAUCGAGUCGAAGCCUUUGAGAAUCCACACAUCGAGGGUGUACGCCGUCUAGUGGAGUUUAGCGUUGCCAGCGAAAAGACAGCACAUAUUCAUUUCAUCUCGUCCAUCUCCACUAUUGAAGGAUAUAAUAAGGGGCCGUCUAUUCCUGAAGUGAUCUUCGACGAUCCUAGUUCUGUGCUUCGUCAGGGCUAUGGAGAAUCAAAGCACGUCUCCGAGAGAAUCUGUGCUAUGGCAUCGGCCAAGUGUGGCGUUCCGACAAGCAUUCACCGCGUAGGCCAGAUUGGAGGCCCAACUACGGAGCUGGGAAUGUGGAAUAAGCAGGAGUGGGUGCCGUCGCUAGUUGCAUCCUCCAAGACGAUCAAACAGAUUCCAAACUCACUGGGUUCGGUGUCGGUGCAGUGGGUUCCAGUGGAUAUCUGCGCCAAAGUGAUCACCGACAUUGUUCGCACUCGACGCUCCACGCAAGAAGAUGAGCCAUGCGCGGCUUUCCACAUCGUCAACCCCAAGGUUGCAGAUUGGCAAUUGCUCAUCCCAGCUGUGACAAAGUACUUCGAUGUCGAGCCUGUUGAUAUUCAAACCUGGAUCGCAACACUAGAGAGUUUCAACAACCCGACUGAAGAUGAUCUGCGUGACAAGCCCGCGCUCAAGAUCUUGGACUUUUUUAAGGCGAUCGCGUACUCGAAUGAGGCGGGUCCAUCGACAGAGACGAUCAAGACAGAGGCCGCUAGUAAGACCUUGCGACGACUGCAAGCGAUCGAUGCCCCCUUGAUGGAGAGAUGGAUAAACCAGUGGAAGUUCUGA